This is a messenger RNA of Lampris incognitus (smalleye Pacific opah), 2454 nucleotides long. Its product is annotated as palmitoyltransferase ZDHHC7-like. The transcript is spliced from 8 exons. The record is from RefSeq and is a predicted model, not a curated record. Bases 230 to 1144 code for a protein of 304 amino acids. Gene Ontology annotation, cellular component: endoplasmic reticulum; Golgi apparatus. Gene Ontology annotation, biological process: peptidyl-L-cysteine S-palmitoylation; protein targeting to membrane. Gene Ontology annotation, molecular function: protein-cysteine S-palmitoyltransferase activity. Lineage: Eukaryota; Metazoa; Chordata; Actinopteri; Lampriformes; Lampridae.
CGAAUUGAAUGGAUGAAUGAAGCAUCUGAGCCAAAGAAGUUAACAAGAAAAGUAUAAAAGCGUAACUUCUGCCGACUAUAAAUGAUUUGCUGGCGCCUAUCAGGUCAUAAGAAGCUGCGUGACCCAAAAGCGGAGGACCUGGAGAAUUGAUGAGACGGGAAGACAAAAAAAAAAGGAAGAAAAAAAAAAGGAUCAAGUUAACGUUAUGAAGUAGAACUCACAUUUUGACAUGUCCUCGGGACAUCGGCUGAGAGAUGUGGAGCAGCAUCACCCCCUGCUGGCCGGGAAUGACACUGCGGCAGGGGGCCCCGGGGAGGAGGCAGAGCGUGUGUGGUUCAUCCAGGACGGCUGUGGUAUGGUGUGUGCCUUCAUUACCUGGUUCCUGGUGUUCUAUGCUGACUUCGUGGUCACCUUCGUCAUGCUACUGCCCUCGAAGAGUUUCUGGUAUGCUGUGGUCAAUGGGGUUCUCUUCAACUGCCUGGCUGUGCUUGCCCUGGCCUCCCAUCUGCGUACCAUGCUGACUGACCCGGGAGCUGUACCUAAAGGCAACGCCACUAAGAAGUACAUGGAGAGUCUGCAUCUGAAGCCAGGGGAAGUCAUCUAUAAGUGUCCCAAAUGCUGUAGCAUCAAGCCUGAGAGGGCCCACCACUGCAGCAUCUGCAAGCGUUGCAUCCGUAAGAUGGACCACCACUGUCCCUGGGUCAACAACUGCGUCGGAGAAAACAACCAGCGCUUCUUUGUCCUCUUCACCAUGUACAUCUCCAUUAUCUCCAGCCAUGCCCUGUUGCUCUGUGGCUACCAGUUUGUGACCUGUAUCAGGGUACAGUGGAGUGAAUGCAGUGACUUCUCCCCUCCUGUGACAGUGAUGCUGAUGAUCUUCCUCUGCCUGGAGGGCCUCCUCUUUCUCACCUUCACAGCCGUCAUGUUCGGCACACAGGUCCACUCCAUCUGCAAUGAUGAGACGGAAAUUGAGCGUCUGAAGAAUGAGAAGCCUACCUGGGAGCGUCAGACGCGUUGGGAAGGGAUGAGAAAUGUGUUUGGAGGCCAGCCAUCCCUGCUGUGGAUCAACCCCUUUGCAGGGCUCAGACUGAGACCCCUCUUCCCCAAACGCCUCCGCAAGGGUGGGACAGAGUUUUCCGUCUAACGUCUGACCACCUGUCAAUCAAACCUCAGCCACAUCCCAACCAGACUUUUUCCCGGAUCCCUGACAAACCACACCAAACUGACAGGAAGGACUGGAAGGUUACCACCCGCAGUGGACGUUUGUUUUGAACUGGAGCCAUGCAGGCCAUCACUGGUAUAGAGCAGAGCACAACUGUGCUGUGAAAGGACCUAGUCCUGCAGUUAAAAUCAUCAAUAACUAUGACUUCUUUUUUUCCCCUCCCAUUUCAGGGGAACUAUGCUGCUAUGUUGGGGCAGGAGGAGGAUCUAGCGGUCAGAAAAAGCCUCAAACAUGCUUGAAGUAUCCUUAAGCAAGACGCCAAAUCCCUUUCAGCUUCAAGGCUGCAUCUAUCUAUCUGAACUUGACCUCUGACCUCCCCCCUGUGGGAGGAGAAAGAGAAAAACAAGUACCCUGCUAGGAUGCUCAUGAGAAUAUCACCCAAGUACUGUCAGUUCAUGUCUGGCCGAGUAGGUCGCUGCAGUCCAGGGAUGCUGUUUUCGCGGUGUUGAGUCCAAUUUAACUGUGACUGGCCACAGUUAAAUUGAGUGAAGGUGCCACUAGAGAUCUACUCAGUCCCAUACCUCCAGUGAGUUCGGUGUUCACAUCUAUUACUGAAAAAGUGAUGAGUUGCUUUUGUCUCCCAGAUUGUGUCGCUUGUAGGCGUAUCUGUACUUGAAUCAGAAUUUACAUAGCCAGGUCCGAUUGAGCGGCUAUUUUCUGACAUUGCUUAGCUUUGAUGCUAAAAACAUAGCUGUCCAACUAGCCAAUAUGUUUUCAUGCACUUCAGUGUGAUUUCUUUUUUCAGCUACUUAGAUAACAUAGGGCGAUUGUAUUAGAAUCGAGAACCCAGAGACUGCAGUGAUAAACUUUUCCUCCAGUGGGGACAAAGGUCGAGUAGGAGCCAAUUUUGUGCGCAUCCAUUUCUUGUAGGACUCACGGACAAGCGCUCUAAUGAUUGGUUCGCUUGAUUUCUCGUGCCUACAAGGCAUAGCACAUUUGAAUAAAGUUGAACAUUUUUAAACUUUCCUUUGCCACCCCGUUGCUGUUACUGAUGCCUGUUUGUCGUCAGCUGCUGUUGAAAAUAACUGACUUCCUGUCGCUUAGAGUUUUUGUAGUAAUCGAUGUGAAUGCCCAGUCACAGCCAGUUGCCAUGUUGCAGUUGUGGCUCAUUAAUACUGACUACAGUGGUGCUUGAAAGUUUGUGAACCCUUUAGAAUUUUCUACAUUUCUGCAUAAAUAUGACCUAAAACAUCAUCAGAUUUUCACACAAGUCCUAGAAGUAGAUAAAGAGA